Messenger RNA from Neodiprion fabricii, 1557 nucleotides. RefSeq lists its product as uncharacterized. Gene Ontology annotation, biological process: sleep; regulation of synaptic transmission, cholinergic; positive regulation of voltage-gated potassium channel activity. The transcript has 3 exons. Bases 534 to 971 code for a protein of 145 amino acids. Lineage: Eukaryota; Metazoa; Arthropoda; Insecta; Hymenoptera; Diprionidae. The record is from RefSeq and is a predicted model, not a curated record.
AGGUGCAUUGUUAUGUCUGGCGCGGUAGCUGUUCGGGGACAAUUGGCAGGGCGAUGAGUCAGCAAAUGAGGGCCAGGCAGGCACUUUUCAUCUCUUUGACGACGAGUGCCUAAUUUGUUUGUGUGUACAAGCACGCCGCCGCACGCGUAGGAGCGGCGCAUGAACGGCCGCUUCGCCGAGAGUAGCGAAACGGAAACGAACGAGAAAGACAGAGAGAGAAAGAGAUGCCUCGAGCGCCGUUUCAACCGGAUGAAAAAACGGCGCCGUAGUCGAUGAACACUAAGCACAAAUCCCGUGAGCAGAAUGAACUGGAUCCACGGACCAUUGGGCGGAUCGCAGAGUUAGUUCAGGGAUAACCAGUUUGAUCCAGCAUUUGUUGAUAGCAAGACACCGGCAGGAGUAGCCGGCAUAAUCGCGUCUCGCAUCCUAGCAUCCCAUUGCAAAUAUAAAACACCGGGACCGAUCGACGGGAACAUCAAUAAGCCCGUAGUUGCGGGCCUUGGUGGAUAGUCUUCCAAAACGAACCUUCGAGAAUGUCGAGGAUAACCGGGCUCUGGCCCCUCCUGGCGGUGCUCCUCGCCUGUUGCACCCUCUUCGACGGUUCGACGGCCAUCCAGUGCUACGAGUGCAACAGUCACACGGACAGCCGGUGUCUCGAUGACGUUCUUCCGAGCUCGAUGAAGAUGCAAUGCCACGACCAGCACACCUUGUGUAGGAAAAUCGAUCAGAUGAUCGAGUUUAAGGUUAACGGACUUCCCGAGGAUAGACGAAUCGUAAGAUCGUGCGGAUGGGAAGAGUCAAAGUACAAAGGCGAGUGCUACGACAGGAGUGGAUUCGGUGGUAUACAAAGGGUCUGCUCGUGCACAGGUGAUAAUUGCAACGGCAAAGGUUAUCAUUCCUCCUCCUUGGUUAACGUCUUGUUAUCAUCCGUCGCUCUGUUUAUUCUAACCAGAGAGAUAUCCGCGUUCUAAGAUUCGCAGCUCCGACGCACCCGUUAUACAAUAUUGACGCCUAGAAAAAAAGUCACUCACGUCAGGUUUGUUCUUGUCUUUUGGUUAGUUGUUUGUUGCAGGUUUUUUCAUGUAUUUCCAGCAAGCAAUUAACCAAAACUCUAUAUAUCUCUAUAGUGAAAUAUAAAUUAUUUUCAUUCAAAUAUGACGCGGAAUAAAGAGAGUUUUGACUAUUAUUAUUAACAAUACUAUAGGGUUCUAAAAAUUUUCAAACAAAAAUUUAAUCAGACAAUGAGGAAUUGUGUAUAGAUUAGUUUUUAACCUUGAGAGGGUCGGCCUGGCUCUUUCAGGAGUCAGCAGAUAAUUCGAAAAAAUAUCGAAUUUCAAGGGGAAAAAGUCGGCCCUCUAAAGGUUAAUAUACCAGUCAAUAACUUAAUACAUCACGCGAAUUUGCAACGAUAAUGAAAAUUUAUAUCAGACCAAAUAUAUCUGUAUAAUAUCUAAAUAUACCUAGACGCAUGUACACACAGAAGCUGAGAGUGAAUGAAAUUGUACCUGUAAUGUACGUAUAAUGAAAGAUGUUUGUAUUUUUGAAAGUCAAAAAUUU